CAACGAUUUUCUUUUCAUUAGCAGCUACGAAAAAUCAUGCACAUAUUUCGAGAAAAGGGGUUUGUGGUAGAGACUACUACAAUGACAAAUUGGCUACAGAAAUAAUUCUCAUCUUGACGUUUGCAGUUUGGCUCAGUAUGGUGGUACUGAAGAAAUUGUUGACUAUGAAGUGCAUAACUAUUAGUUUUGGCGUGGGAACCACAAAAAGCCAAUAGCCUGAAGAGUGAUAGCCUGAAGAGUGAUUGUCUGAAGAGUGAUUGUCUGAAGAGUGAUUGUCUGAAGAGUGAUAGGGGUCCCAUUAACAAAAGCUAUUGAAAGCUACUGAGUACCGGCCGAGCGUUCUUCCAUAUUUUCGCACCCAGCUAUUGCAUCUUCAUGUGCAUCCGCACUAUUGUGGGGCACAUGACAUAAAUACCUCCAUUCUCCCCCAUACAAAAAAACCAAAUGCCUCAGAGACAGACCCUGGAAUACAUCGAGGACCUCGAAGAGGCUUUCCGUAUCGUCAAGGUGGACGAAGAAACUUACGUGGGUGCCCACCCGUUGCGGCUCCCCAUUGGUGCUGCCAGAGGUGUUUAUGGAGGUAACACCAUUGCACAGGCCCUUUUAGUGGGAAUCACCAGCUCACCCGCCGACUUCACGCCGCUCGCCUUUCACUCGUACUUCAUUGGUCCCGGGAAGGCGUCGACGCCCAUGACCUUCAAAGUCCUCAAAAUCAAUGAUGACGGAGAUAUUAUCAACAGAUCCAUUCACGCCAUUCAGGACGGAGAAAUCAAAUUCACGGCGCUUGUGACUUGUAUCCGCAAAGGCGCUGCGGUCGACGACACAUUCGACUUCCAGAAACACCCACAACCAUCCCAUCACCAAUACCGCGAUCCUGGUGCUCUCCACACGCUUCGGCACACUGACUACAUUCGAAACGCAUAUACCGACGAGUUUGUGGACCCGACAUUGGUACCAGAGGAGAAGGCGUUAAGCCCAGCUGACAGGUGGAUCAAUAUCUGGAGCGGGAUCCACCAGCACAACAACCAGUUCAAAGAUCCAAGAUUUGGGCUUGUGGGAAUUGGCGGUGUGAGCGACAGCGCGUUUCUCACCACCUUAGCGCGGGUGUUGCACGCGCCCUGGAACCCUACCGAGACGAAAGCGUUCCAGGAGGUGGACUUGGACAAGGAUGCAAAAUUAUUGAUGAACAUAUCUUUGAACAUGUUGCAUAUUUUCCACUAUAACGCUAUGUCUUUGGAUCAUCAUAUUUAUUUUCACACGCAAGACUCGAGCGACUUUGAUAUUUGCAACGACUGGCUCACGUUUAAUUAUCAGGCCCGCAGGGUGUCGAAUAAUCGGACUUUGGUGAGAGGGUAUUUUUAUAACAAAAGCGGGAAAAAGCUCGCGACGGUGGCCCAGGAGGGCUUGACAUUGGCGUUCAAGGGGUUUGACACCAUUCCCGAAGAAACCACAAAUUACAAGGACUUUCAGGUGAAGUUAUAGAUUACUCGCACCCAAUAUUUGCAGCUUAAAAUUUCAGUAGGACAAAUAAUAGUAUAUUACACCCUAAA
Messenger RNA from Yamadazyma tenuis ATCC 10573, 1550 nucleotides. The record is from RefSeq and is a predicted model, not a curated record. Lineage: Eukaryota; Fungi; Ascomycota; Pichiomycetes; Serinales; Debaryomycetaceae.